Messenger RNA from Psammomys obesus (fat sand rat), 924 nucleotides. RefSeq names its product putative vomeronasal receptor-like protein 4. Bases 25 to 924 code for a protein of 299 amino acids. Gene Ontology annotation, biological process: G protein-coupled receptor signaling pathway. Gene Ontology annotation, molecular function: pheromone receptor activity. NCBI's taxonomy places the organism in Eukaryota, Metazoa, Chordata, Mammalia, Rodentia, Muridae. Gene Ontology annotation, cellular component: membrane. The record is from RefSeq and is a predicted model, not a curated record. The transcript has a single exon.
UUAAGAUGCAUACACUUCUCACUUAUGUCCUCAUUAAAGAGUGUCCUUCAUUUCCAAGCUGGGCUUGGAGUUUUGGCCAAUAUGUUUCUCCUUUUUCUCUAUACUUUCAUAAUCGUAGGUCACAGACCUAAGCCCGUGGACCUGACCUACUGUCAACUGUCCUUUGCUCACCUAAUGAUGGUCUUCACUGGAGGGGACAUGUGGCUUACAGACAUAUUUGAGUCACUGAACGUUGAAAAAGACGUCAAAUGUAAGACAAUUUUUUACAUAAGCAGGGUAAUGAGAGGCGUCUCUAUCUGUAUCACAUGCCUCCUGAGUGUGUUCCAGGCUGUCACUAUUAGUCCCAGUAACUCCUUGAUGGCAAAAUUUAAAAAUAAACUAAAAAACUACACGAUCAAUGCUUUCUUCUUUAUUUGGCUAUUCAAUUUGACCUUCAGUGGCAGACUUAUCUUCUAUGUUGGUGGUUUUACCAAUGUGAGUGAGACCAACCAGAUGAAGGUCACUAAAUCCUGCUCACUCUUUCCUAGAAACUACAUAAUCAAUGAAUUAAUUGUAAUAGUGACUGUCUUCAGAGAUGUGUUUCUUAUAGGGGUCAUGCUGACCACAAGUGCAUACAUGGUGAUAAUCUUGUUCAGACAUCAGAGGCAAUGCAAGCAUCUUCAUAGCAUCAGCCACCUGAGAGCAUCCCCUGAGAAAAGGGCCACCCAGACCAUCUUGCUGCUGGUGGUUUUCUUUGUGAUCAUAUACUGGGUGGACUUCAUCAUCUCAUCUACCUCAAUCCUAGUAUGGAAGUAUGACCCAUUCAUUCUGACUGUUCAGAAGUUUGUCAUGAAUGCCUACCCUGCAAUUACUCCUUUGAUACAAAUCAGUUAUGAUAAGAGAAUAAUAAGAAUGCUGAAAAUCUUGCAGGCAAAAUGCCACUAG